Messenger RNA from Hippopotamus amphibius kiboko, 3367 nucleotides. RefSeq names its product Ras like without CAAX 1 (gene RIT1). Gene Ontology annotation, biological process: Ras protein signal transduction. The coding region runs from base 197 to 853 and encodes 218 amino acids. Lineage: Eukaryota; Metazoa; Chordata; Mammalia; Artiodactyla; Hippopotamidae. The transcript has 6 exons. The record is from RefSeq and is a predicted model, not a curated record. Gene Ontology annotation, cellular component: plasma membrane. Gene Ontology annotation, molecular function: GTPase activity; GDP binding; GTP binding.
CGGGCAGCCCCGCCCCUCCCGCCGAGGCGCGGGCGCUGCUGGCGCCAUCUUUCCCGGCUGCGGGAGGGGUCACAGGUCAGUGCCGGAGCCUCGCCGCGAGUGAGGAGGACGAAGUGGGCGACCCGACCCGGCCGAGGCCUUCGCGUUCCGACGGGUGCCUUUUCCUCGGGGCAGCCCAGGAUUCUCCAAGAGGACAAUGGAUUCUGGAACUCGCCCAGUUGGUAGCUGUAGCAGCCCUGCAGGGCUGUCACGGGAAUACAAGCUAGUGAUGCUGGGUGCUGGCGGUGUAGGGAAAAGCGCCAUGACCAUGCAGUUCAUCAGCCACCGAUUUCCAGAAGAUCACGAUCCCACCAUUGAAGAUGCUUAUAAAAUCCGGAUCCGUAUUGAUGAUGAGCCUGCCAAUCUGGACAUUUUGGAUACGGCUGGACAGGCAGAGUUCACAGCUAUGCGGGAUCAGUACAUGAGGGCAGGAGAAGGGUUUAUCAUCUGUUACUCUAUCACCGAUCGUCGAAGUUUCCAUGAAGUUCGGGAGUUUAAACAGCUUAUUUAUCGAGUUCGACGUACUGAUGAUACCCCUGUGGUUCUUGUGGGAAACAAGUCUGACCUAAAGCAGCUAAGACAGGUCACCAAGGAAGAAGGAUCGGCCUUAGCCCGAGAAUUCAGCUGCCCCUUUUUUGAGACAUCUGCUGCAUACCGCUACUACAUUGAUGAUGUAUUCCAUGCCCUUGUACGGGAGAUACGUAGGAAAGAAAAGGAGGCAGUACUGGCCAUGGAGAAAAAAUCUAAACCCAAAAACAGUGUAUGGAAGAGGCUAAAAUCACCAUUCCGGAAGAAGAAAGAUUCAGUAACUUGAAGGGAAGAUGUGACAUGUUUAUCUGUGAACUGCAGUGCUUAAUCAGAGCAGUCCAGUAAUCUGCAUUAGUGAGCAUGGUGCUUGUUCUUUCUCCUGUUAUGACCGUUAUUUUAAAAGUAACUGAUGAAGGGGACAUGCCCACUAGGAGUUUUCAAUGAUGUGGUAUUUAAAAUGUUGUCUUUUUAGCUAAUUCUGAUUUUAUUAACCCAGUGGAGCACUGUCUACUUUUAAAUUGUCACAUUAGAAUUUGAUUUACCAAUGUUUUGGGUUCUGUUGCUGAUACUAAUUAAUUAAUGUAAAUUUUUUAUACCCGGGGAAUACGCACCUCAUAUGUGUUUGACUAAGCUCACAAGAGGAAUUUUUUGCCAUCCACUUUUCUGCAUUCUCUUUCAACCGCGAUUUCCUGGGACUAUCCCAGGGAAGGACUUCAGUCUUUUCUGUUCAUGCUGUGCUUCCUAGAGACAACAAAAAUCAUAUCGGGAAAUCGGUUCUAAAGAGAUCAGUGUUAAAGUUCAGAAAAUACCUAUGGAACUGACUCCUGUUGCAGAUUAUGGAGUGAUGAGAUUGGGGAAAUCAGGCUGUUCGUUUUUGCAGGAACUUGGCUAGAAAAAGUUAGGAUCAGAACAGUGCUCCUCAGAGGAGCCUGUCUUUUCUAAGAGGGACACACGUGACCCAAAUGCGCUGGGAUGGAUGAGAACAAACAUAUAAAAUGUAACGAAGGUUUCUCCUACAGGGUUAUUUUACUCUUCCUUUCAGGGUUUUGCCUCUCUUUACCUUCGGAGGUAAGCACUUUGGGAACCAUUACUGGAUCACUAAACUUUUGUUUAAUCUAAGACCUUGGUUGGGCAGCCAUUGUCUUGUACAGGUUUAUUUUUUCCCCAGAGUUGCAACACCAAUACAUUUACAUUAAUUGCUUCCUAGUGCUUUCCCUUAGCUUCCCUGUGCUCUCUAGAAGAGCUAGGCCUGGCAGAAUGUUUUUUAGGACCUUCGUCAGACUGACUGCCUUUUCCAUACGGAAGAGACAUCAGGAGUUAGUAAAAUUGUAUAUGUGCCUCCUUGACAUAGACAAUCACUAGACUCAGUGUUCCAAGAGAGCCUGUGGCAUUUCUGUUUAAUGAGCCAGUCUUGAAACUUUAAAAUUCCCAUAUGUUGGUUGAGUUUCUCAUUGAAGAUUUCUUUACAAGGACCUUGCUAAGUUCACCUCAGGGUUUUGUUGGGCCUUGACAAAGCUUAGCCUAAGAGAACACCACUUUGAUAACUGCAUAGUUGAGAAAUUAUCUUCUUGGGAAGAAUCAGCUUUAAAUACUGGUGGUGAGUUUUUUCUUUCAGAAUCAGGAUUAUUUUGAUACCUGAACUUGUUGUGUGGAGAUUAAGCACAAAAGUGCUGAGAGUAAUGUGGCAUAUGUUGAACAUUAAAUGUUACUGAAGCACUGUUUGUGACCACUUUAAACUCUAAGAACAUGACUUUGUGUAGCACCUCUUAAAAAGCACACAGCUCAACUCACUGUUUUCCAGUUUUAUUACAGGCAGAGGACAGGGUUGUGUUUUUCCUUCCAGUCAAUGGUGUAUGUUCUAGGUUUAAAGAAAAGUGAUGGUUGUAACUUUUUUUAGCUGAGUAGUGAUCCCUUUUGAAACUUCUGGAAAUGUUUUUGCUACCAAAUAAAUCAUGUUUUAUGGUACUCAAGCCAUCUAAAAGUGAAAGAUGCAGAAUUUGAAUCUAUGUAGGACAGAAAUCUUACAGGAAUCAUAGCACUUUGGAGAAGCGUGAAGUUAGAAAAGAAGUACAGUGCAAUUCUAUUUUAACAGUAUUUCACCACAUUUAAACUAGCUUAGAGCCUAUUAGGUUUAAUGCCUUAGCUUCUCAUUACUAAGACUUAGGAAAUCGUUAGUAGCAUCAAGCAAGAAGUUGACAGCUCUGUAAUUAUUAAGGAUAGUCAAGGCAGUAGAGAAUGUUGCCAGAGAAAAAAAAAUAUAUAUAUAAGACAGGAGGGACUCUGUAUUGUAUAUAAGAAAAAUAACAAGUGAGUGUUUUUAAGUAUAUUACUGUCAUAUAUUUGAUUAUUGGAUUAAUUAGCCCAUCAAUUAAUAUUGAAAAUUCUAUCCAUGGUGCUAAAUAGUUUGAGGGGUAUAAUAUGUGUAAGUCAUAGCUCUAUUCUUAGUGAUUGUAUAGUGUAAAUAAUUUAUAAGCUCUAAAUAGUCAGCUUUAUCUAAUUUGAGGGCAUUAAAAUCAAUUACUGCCUGGAACUUUGAGGAGAGAAAAAUUCAGGGACAAGUUAAAAAGCACUGGAACUGUUCAUGGCCAUACCAGAUUGGUAAGUUACAAAAUUUGGAAGUUGGUGUCUAGAAUUAAGUGUUUAGAAUUCAAAAGGGGAUAUAUGUUUUAACUUUGUGAUAUAUUAGCAAGAAUUGGUCUACUGUAAUGUUUGGGGAGGAGAGGGGAGAAAAAAGUUUUUCACUUAUGCACUUGUAUUUGAAGACAAUUUGUACGACACAAUACAAAACUUUUAAACAGUU